AUAUUCAACCGGACUCACGUUGCACAAAUGUGUCAAGCGCACGGGAGCACUAGGCGACUUAGCCUAGCUGAGUUCUAAUAAAAUAAAUAGUUGAAUUACGACCAGAAGACACGUUCAUAGGGAAAAUACAUUUAAGUGGAUGCACGCGUAUGGAGCAAAAGAACUGAAAACAAACCACCUCUUCGGCAUUCCACGAAAAUGAAAAUACCCCAUGGAACCCAUUCCUGUUUUUGAUCAUAUGAAGACCCCCGCUGAUGAGGGCGAUUGUCGGAAUUACCACUAAUGUGUGACCAAAGUGAAGAGAUGCUCGCUGGAGACAGCGGUCCAGAUGGAGAGGAGCCCGUGAUACAGUCGUCAACAGGAGGUGACAGGAUGUCAUCGGGGCAGCGGGUCGGACGGGCUCAGUCUACAAGUGUUCACGUUUGUGGAGAGGUGGCACAAGAAGACGAGGAGAUGACUAGCGGGUCGCACGACCUUGCCUCCCCGGAAUAUCACAGCACCGGAAGCGCCACAGAAUCCACCUCGGCUUCUACAAAGAGCAGCAUGAAUACAGAUGGCAGCAGAGGUCAAGUCCACAAAAAAAUGAAGAACACAGUAGCUGAGAUGAAGAAGCGGCUUCCAUCUGACAAACGCAGCCGCAGCAAAGCCAGCACUGUCGAGGCCUUGCAUUAUGCCCUCAAGUGUGUCAAACAAGUGCAAGCCAAUAGCGAGUAUUACAAGUUGCUGAUGCGAAACGGCCACGACAAGAAGAGCAAUGCCACCGUUUGUACCCGUGAAGAGCUGGAAAGAGUCACCUCGGAACACACUCUUAAGAACACGGACUCCUUCGUGGUGGUCUUCUCGCUGUCGAGUGGCCGUGUUCUGCACGCGUCCGAGCAGGCUCCUAGCAUCCUGUGCUGCAAGAGGAAGUUCCUUGAGUCGGCCAAGUUUGUGGAGUUGCUCUUCCACCAGGAUGUCAACGUCUUCUAUUCGCAUACGGCACAGCCGCAUCUGCCGCCCUGGACCAACUCACACACAGCGGGGGUAUUAUUUGACUCUGCCCAGGUCAAGUCUUUCUUCUGCAGAAUCAGAGGUGGCAAGGAUCGUGAGGGGGAGAUGCGCUACAACCCGUUUCGUGUCACGCCUUACCUGCUGAAGGUGCAGGGAACAGGGAGCAGCGGGGAGGAGAAAGAGCUGUGCUGCUUGGCCCUGGCUGAACGCAUCAUUUCAGGAUAUGAAGCACCUCGAAUCCCCAUGGACAAGCGCAUCUUCACCACCACGCAUUCACCUGGCUGCGUUUUCCUCGAAGUGGACGACAGGGCGGUGCCAUUGCUGGGAUACCUCCCUCAAGAUCUGAUCGGCACGUCGUUGUUAACCAGCAUUCAUCCAGAAGACCACGCCCUCUUGUUGUCUAUGCACCGAAAGGUGUUAAAGUGUGCGGGUCAGUCACCGUUCGAACACUCGCCGGUUCGAUUGCGCUGUCAGAAUGGAGAUUAUAUCACAUUGGACACCAGCUGGUCCAGUUUCAUCAACCCUUGGAGCCGCAAGGUGGCCUUCAUCAUCGGACGCCACAAAGUCAGAACGACUCCACUGAACGAGGACGUGUUUGCUUCUCCCAGUAAAGUAGAUUUAACUGUGACCCAUGAAGAAAUUAAAGAUUUGCAAGCCAAGAUCUAUAAACUCUUCUUGCAGCCUGUCCAUACCAACGGCUCCAGUGGUUAUGGAAGUUUAGGAAGUAACGGUUCUCACGAGCAUUACAUCAGCGUUGCUUCUUCAAGUGACAGCAAUGGUAACUUGUGGGAGGACUCACACCGAGAGCCUAUGACUCUUCAACAAAUCUGUGCCGAUGUGGACAGAGUCAGGAAUUGGGGGCAGCAGCCCUAUUUUGAUUCCAGCCACAAAAUUGGUCGUCUUGGUAAACCUGCCCCAGCAGCACACUUGGUUCCAGUAACCUCCAAUCCUGAGGUGGGGGAACCUGAAGAAAGCAGGAAACAGACACACAUUCCCUCCUACCAGCAAAUCAACUGUGUGGACAACAUUAUCAGAUACUUGGAUAGCUGUACGGGGCCAGCUCUGAAACGGAAAAGUGAAUCUCAUUCCCUCGCCACUUCUUCGUCAUCCUCCACCUCCGAAGAUGACAAGCCUGCCGGAGCCAAUGACACGACUCAAGCUGCCUCAGAUGUGGCCAUGUUGGAAAGCGAGGUGUCGGUCGGGCCGAGCACAGCGGCAGUUGUAGGAGCUCCUCUCACAGACAUCACCAUGUCCACUAAGGCAAUGAGUGUGGUCUCUGUCACCAGUCAGUGUUCAUACAGCAGUACCAUCGUCCAUGUGCCCCAACCUGAAUCAGAGGCUACAGCCCUCGAGGAUGUGCCAAUGGGCAGCGAGCCCACUGACGCUGCACCGGCCCCGGUCCGUCCUACACCAAGCCUGGCCACUGAAGAGCGCAGAUUUGUUGGUCUCACCAAGGAGGUGCUUUCAGCUCACACGGAGAAGGAGGAGCAAGAGUAUGUGGACCGGUUCCGCAAUCGCAUUCUGCCGAGUCCCUACAGUUUCUACCUCCAGUUGGACAACAGCUCCAUGGCUCACUCCCAACACAGAGGUGAAUACCUACGUCCAAUGAACGUCGGUGGGCUUAGCCGCACUCGAAGAGCAAAGCCCAGACUUAGGCGCCCCAAACCGGUGGGUUCGUCAGACAGCUAUGCCUCUCCACCCGGACCUUCUCGCCGUGUCCCAGAUUCCUCGUGGCCCUCUUCUGAAUCCUCCCAGCCACAGAUGGCAAUGCCCUACAAUCAAACCUCUCCACUUCAAGCGCCAUUCUUUCCCAUGUUGGCGACUCAACCCGCCCCAGAACAACCGCCACGACAGCUACCCGGAACCCCUCCCAUGGUGGUGCAACCCCCUGACCAGACCCAGUUCAACUACAAUUUCCACCUCAUGCAGCAAAAUCAGACCUUGCCAGGCAUGCAAAAUAUACAGAAGGAACCCAUCCAAAAUCUGCAGAGUAUCCCCAAUUUUCACAAUAUACAGCCCAUGGCUCCAGCCCAGAGUAUCAAUCCCUUCAUGACACCAGUCAUGGCCGUCAUGCUGCCUAACUUCCCAACUUUCACAUCAGGUUAUCCACCCAUUUUCUCCACCCCCACUGUCACCAUGCUGCCCCAGGCACCCAUCACCAUGGCAGGAUUCCCCCCCGGUGUCCCCUUCGUGCAACCCCAGUUCCAAGGCCAGCCACCCCAGUUCCAAGCCCAGCCCGUGCCCCAAGCUCAGACAUCUCCUGGGCCCCUCCUGGGUUCACCCAGAGCCUGCUCCUCGGUCGGGGAGGAGGAGGAGACGGCAGGCCCGCAUGCAUUGUUCUCCAGCUCGCGCUCGAGUUCUCCACUUCAGCUCAACUUGCUACAGGAGGAACUGCCCAAACCGAGUGGACAGAGCAGCACCGGACACAACCUAGCAGAAAGCCUUCAUGAGCAGGCUGACAACGAGGUUGAUGCCCCAAGUGAUUCUGGGAACCAGGAUGCUCGGUCCACGUCCAGCGAGCUGCUUGACCUCCUUCUGCAAGAAGAUGCACGGUCAGGGACUGGUUCUAAUGCCUCCGGGUCUGGAUCGGGGGAGUCUGGAGGCUCACUAGGAUCUGGAUCUGGCUCCAAUGGAACCUCUACUUCACAUACAGGCAGCAGCAACAGCAGCAAAUACUUUGCCAGUAACGAUUCCUCAGACACAUCACGCAAAGCCCGCAAGAGCCAGGAAGCGCCAGCAGAGCACCAACGCAACUUUGACAAUCAGGUGGAGAGCUCGCUGUGGAGCAUGAUCCAGCACACGUCAGAGCAUGUCAUGAUGACGUACCAGAUCCAUACGAGGGACCAGACUGAAGUGUUGGCUGAGGACAACGAGAAGCUACGAGUGCUUCAGCCUCUCCAGCCGUGGUUCAGCCAAGAUCAGCGAGAGGAAUUGGCCCUCGUCCAUCCCUGGAUCCAGCAGCACACAAUCCCACAAGAGAUAGACACUCAGGGUUGUGCGACUUGCAGCGUUGGUGCGGGAGCAGCCCAUUCACCUCCGCCCCCAGAUCCCGAUAGCUCGUCCCCUCUGGAGGUCCUGGAGCCAGACUCCAUUGCCGACACUUGAGAGCUGUGACCCUAAACUACCAUCCACCCUCAACAACUCCCACCACGCAUCUUGUCUGAUCAGGCCAGGGGACUUGUUCUCCAUUUCUUAGCCUAUCUUGAUCUGUAUAGGGGGGCAAAAGACAUGGACAUUUGAUUUUACAGGUAUUUGUGCUCCAUCAGCCUAAAGUGACUGCUGUCAUGGGACCAGGACUACGUUACUUCUCCAUGUUGUUUCAAAUAUAUCCCUCCAUGUGCUGCCCCCUGAACAAGAACACGCUCUCACACUGGCCCUGUAGGUCAUGUGAUGGGACAAAGACCCCACUGGCCCGGUCCAAGUACCAAGCGACACUCUUUAAUGGAGUAAAGACUAUUUUAGGAGGUGAGUCUCAUCGUUGACACUCGCUGAACAUGAGCACUGUGCGCACAAAGACAUUACUGCCCUCGUUUGUGCAUCCCAAGCACUUAAUGUACACGGUGUACACUUUGUACAGCACACGAACUCCUUCAGUGACAUCAUGUCACGCCGCGGUGGACACAUGGUAGAUUGUUGUAAAUGGUUGUCUGGAUACAAAGGUGAGCUGCUCUCUGCAAAAUGAUGCGCUUAAUCUUAUUGAAUGAAUUGCUACCGGAGUAUCAAUUCUGUAUUCCAUUGGUCGAUUGAUUGUCUGUUGUUGAGAUGCCCGCAAGUUAUGCGGCCUACUAAACAGCAGAAGCACUAUGAUGAUCGUUUCAAGCAGAAUUUACAAGUAUGCGCUUUCCCUAAAAAUCCUGCCCUAUUCUCAACUCACUACUUUCAUGUGAUGCUGGAAUUACUUGCGUAUUCCUUUUUGAGAGAGUGUGUGUGCGUUUCCACUUGACUCUGAAUGUUGUAGCUAGUUAUGUGCUGUUGUGAGCACGUGACCGCUGCGUCCUUCCACACGGUGGCCCGUUUGUCCGAAACCAACCUGGCUUUCUUACCUAUUUUAGAUUGAGAUGAUAUAAAACAGUUUCAUGUUUUAUAGGCAAAAAUGUACACAAAACUUCAGUGUAUAAAAGCCCUUUGUCUUGAAUUCAGGGACUGUUUGUGACACAAAGGAAUGAAUAAAUGAACUAUGAUGUCUGA
Molecule: messenger RNA, 5178 nt
Organism: Syngnathus acus (greater pipefish)
Lineage: Eukaryota; Metazoa; Chordata; Actinopteri; Syngnathiformes; Syngnathidae
Gene: per3
Product: period circadian clock 3
Exons: 22
Coding region: 283-4095 (1270 amino acids)
Biological process (GO): entrainment of circadian clock by photoperiod; circadian regulation of gene expression; negative regulation of transcription by RNA polymerase II
Cellular component (GO): nucleus; cytoplasm
Molecular function (GO): transcription cis-regulatory region binding; transcription corepressor binding
Source: RefSeq, a predicted model, not a curated record